GAAGUGACGUUAUUAGCUGUUAGCUUCCCCUCAUCAAUAGUUUCAGUCUCGGAGUCAAACUCCGGCUUUCCUUCCUCAUGGACUGGUGUAUUUCCUCUCUCCUCUGGUAUUUUAUUCCUCUCUGUUUUCUGGUCCACAUCGUGUGUUUUAUUUUUGGGGACGCUGACUUCACGCUCCUGAGGGCCAGUCUAACAGGACACAGACCAGAAACCAAGCUAAAAGGGCUGGUGGUCUGGGUCACUGGAGCCUCCAGUGGGAUUGGAGAAGAACUGGCCUAUCAGCUGGCGAGGUGCGGGUCACGUCUCAUCCUAUCUGCCCGCCGUGAAGACCAACUUAAACGAGUCAAACGUCAAUGUCUGGAGAAUUCCUCCCUGAAAGAUGAGGAGAUUCUUGUUCUUUCUCUUGACUUAUUGGACAGGAAGUCGCACAUGGAAAAAGCAAAAACUGCAAUUGAAUACUUCGGGCAUAUUGACGUCCUAAUUAACAAUGGGGGGCGGAGUCAGCGCUCUCUGUGCUUGGAGACCCGUGUUGAGGUGUAUCAGGCCUUAAUGGAGCUCAACUUCCUUGGCACGGUGUCUUUGACCAAGGAGGUGCUGCCCCAUAUGACCCAGAGAGGCAAAGGCAGUAUUGUGACCGUCAGCAGUGUGGUCGGCCUGGCUGGGGCACCCCUGGCAACGGGAUACUCUGCAAGCAAGCACGCUCUCCAGGGUUUCUUUAACUCCCUUAGAACUGAGUUGACAGACUUUCCAAAUAUUCUCAUCAGCAUGGUAUGUCCAGGGCCAGUGCAGUCACAGAUCGUCGACAAUGCCUUCACUGAAGAACUAAGCAAGCCCGUGGCCACAGUUGGCAGCCAGGAACACAAGAUGCCGACGAGUCGCUGUGUGCGUUUGAUGCUAGUGGGGAUUGCCAACGAUGUGAAGGAAAUGUGGAUCGCCCAGCAGCCCUUCCUCCUGUUUUACUACGCCUGGCAGUAUGCGCCAACUGUCGCCUGGGCCAUGACCAACUUGUUGGGAAGAAAAAGGGUGCAGAAUUUCAAAGCUGGUCUGGAUGCGGACUCUGCAUACUUCACUAAACCAAAGACCUCCUGAAAGACGCAUCCUGAAGGGGAAGGACUUCACUGCAUUCCUGACACUGGAUGUUUUCUACCUUCUACCAGAAAAGAUUUAAGGGUGAAGGAUAGCUCUUUUGAAAGCUCUGCGCUCCCUCCAUCCCAGAUGUAUUAAGUCUCUUUGAUGACAUUUUUCAACCUGGCCUGAAGACUACAUGCAAGAAUGAUGAUGCACUUGCACUGACCUUUCAAUGCAUAAUAAAAUUUUUGACGUAACUUUUUAAAACCCUCUAA
Molecule: messenger RNA, 1342 nt
Organism: Cyprinodon tularosa
Lineage: Eukaryota; Metazoa; Chordata; Actinopteri; Cyprinodontiformes; Cyprinodontidae
Gene: dhrs7
Product: dehydrogenase/reductase (SDR family) member 7
Exons: 7
Coding region: 78-1088 (336 amino acids)
Molecular function (GO): oxidoreductase activity
Source: RefSeq, a predicted model, not a curated record